Erinaceus europaeus (western European hedgehog) is the source of this 568-nucleotide messenger RNA. Its product is annotated as keratin-associated protein 19-5-like. NCBI's taxonomy places the organism in Eukaryota, Metazoa, Chordata, Mammalia, Eulipotyphla, Erinaceidae. The record is from RefSeq and is a predicted model, not a curated record. Bases 55 to 288 code for a protein of 77 amino acids. The transcript has a single exon.
CAUUCACACUUGAAAAACACCUUCAUACAGACAUCACUUCCAAUUCCUGACACCAUGAGCUACUACGGCAACUACUACGGAGGCCUGGGCUACGGCUAUGGUGGCUUCGGCUAUGAUGGCUUUGGCGGCCUGGGCUGUGGCUAUGGCUGCGGAUGGGGUAACUGUGGCACUCUGGGCUCUGGCUCAGGUUAUGGAGGCUUUGGAUAUCGCUCAGGCUACGGAAACUAUGGCUAUGGCUACAGUCGUCCCUCUUGCUAUGGAGGAUGGGGAUUCUCUGGUUUCUACUGAAGCAGAAGCAAAUUAAUGCUUUAGAAGAUAGAAUCCUAAUAUUACGCCAUUGUUAGUUGUUUCCGAGUCUUUCUCUCUGUAUCAAGGCCUACUUGAUGUUCUGAUCAUCUGCUGACCUACAUAAUGAAAAAGACUGGCCUCAAUGAAACCCUGAAAUUGAUCAACUGCCAUACUUUAUUCUAUGUAGGGAUCAGGACUUCUAUAGAUUGAGUCAAAAUUGUCCACAUAAAUGUGGUAAAUGUGGUCAAUUUUCAAUAAAACCCUUUUCUCGCAAUGACAA